AUGAAUUUGAAAUUUGGGCUUUUGAUUGCCAGCAGUUUGACCCUCUUCACUGGUCGCGCUACGGCGGCCAACUCUUCGCUGCCUGAGAUCACUGUCAAGGGUAACGCCUUUUUCGACUCCAGUUCCGGUGACAGAUUUUACAUAAGGGGCGUUGACUAUCAGCCGGGCGGAUCUUCCAACUUGACCGAUCCGCUCGCUGAUGAGGAGACUUGCACAAGAGAUGUAGCCGCCUUCAAAGACCUGGGCAUCAACACCGUGCGUGUCUACACGGUUGACAACACGCUCGACCAUUCCGCGUGCAUGGACAUGCUCGCCGAGGCGGGUAUCUACUUGAUUCUUGACGUCAACACGCCUGACAGCUCUAUCAGCAGAUUCAACCCGGGUUGCUCCUACAAUGCGGCCUAUUUACAAAGCGUUUUUGCGACCAUUGACUGCUUUGCCAAUUACACUAAUGUCCUCGGCUUUUUCGCCGGCAACGAGGUCAUCAACAAUGCCGAUAACACCAACACGGCCACCUACGUGAAAGCUGUUGUCAGAGACAUGAAAAAAUAUCUUCGUGCGCGCGGUUACAGACAAAUCCCUGUCGGAUACUCCGCGGCCGACGUUAGCAGUAAUCGUGUCCUCGCGGCCAAUUACUUCAACUGUGGAGACGAUGCCGAUGCAAGAAUUGACAUGUUUGGUGUCAAUGACUAUUCUUGGUGCGGUGCUUCCUCUUUCCAGACUUCCGGUUACGCUACAAAGAUGCAGCUUUACAAAAACUAUUCUAUUCCCAUCUUUUUGAGUGAAUUCGGUUGCAAUGAAGUGCCAGGUUCCAGACCUUUCACCGAAAUCGGAUCUAUCUACUCUACUCAAAUGUCUUCCGUUUUCUCAGGCGGCCUGGUUUAUGAAUAUUCUAAUGAGUCGAAUAAUUAUGGGUUGGUCGACAUUGACAAUUCAACUUCCGUUACCAAAUUGCAAGAUUUUGAAAAUUUGAAAAAUCAGUACGCCAAAGUGUCUGACCCAACUGGAAACGGUGGCUAUUCCUCUUCUAACAACUACUCUUCAUGUCCCAGCUACCAGUCUGGAACUUGGGAAGCCAAUAAUACUUUACCAGCGAUGCCAAGCCAGGCUUCCAUUUUUUUCUCUAAAGGUGCAGGAGAUCCCAUGGGAACGGGCUACCCAACUCAAGACAUGUGCGACUCUGAUGUCGAUUUCAACGUCACCAGUGCAUCUUCCAGUAUAACUUCCGCAAGUUCAUCUUCGUCUAGCAGUGCACAAACCUCUUCAACAGCGGCGUCGUCGUCUUCCGACAAUUCAACUUUGACUGCUCCUUCUACAAGUGCGACGUCAUCUAAGAAAGCGUCAUCCAAAUCGAAAGGUGGUGCCGCUUCGUUGCAAGUUCCGCUUGUUAUCAAAUUGAUUGCCAAUGUUUUGUUGUUCUAG
Messenger RNA from Lachancea mirantina, 1422 nucleotides. NCBI's taxonomy places the organism in Eukaryota, Fungi, Ascomycota, Saccharomycetes, Saccharomycetales, Saccharomycetaceae. The record is from the annotation of a GenBank genome assembly.